UUUAGUCGGGCAAUACUUUAGCUACAUAAGAUGGUUCAUGCUGGUCGCCGGCAUUUGGAGAGUAGAAGUGGACGAAUUUUCGACAAUUAAGAAAAAAAUCUACUCUAUCUACUCAGUUAUAAUACAAAUAAUUUGUACUUCGCCAAUAGUGUCUGCUACGUUGUACGUUCCGAUGCUGUUCAACAUCAACAGGGUAGCUGAUGCAAUUAGUAACAUCGGCAUAGUUGUAUUUUUCGGGAUGGUAAUAGCCAAAAUGAUGAUGUGCCAAACGAAGCCAAUAAUAAAUCUUCUCGAAGUGGCAUUGCGAACAGAGUUUCGUAUGGGACUUGUUGAUGCUGAAGUGGAAGCUAUAUAUGAGUCGCAUAUUAACUUGGAUAACGGCUUCAUCACAUUACUGUUCGCGUGGGCCAUACUGAUGGGUCUAUGUGUUGCUUCUUUUGGAGACGUUAAUUGCUACAUGUAUUUUAAACAAAACAGCAAUGUAACAGAGAAACCUGUGCUCGUAAACUAUUGGUAUCCUUUUGACAUCAACAAACACUACGCCGUCAUCAUGAUAGAUCAGAAUAUCAGGCCGACGGUGGCGUCUCUUUGUGUUUUCGUCGUGAACUCGUUUGUCAAUUGCAUAAUUAUCUUCGUAAGGCUGCAACUUAAACUGCUACAGCACAGUUUCAGGAACUUUGACAAGUUGUGUCUAGAAAGUGGGCAAUCAGAAGGAGGAAACGUGCUGAUGAUGCUCUGCGUCGAGCAUCAAAAGCUAAUCGAAUAUGUGCAGGACCUGAAUGAGUCUUUCAAGACGAUAACACUUUUGGAAUAUAUGGUCUCCUCGGUUUCUUUUGCUGCACAGAUUUUUCAAAUAACCGCCGGCGUGAGACCGUAUUUGGCAACGAUAAUAUUAUGUUAUACGAUAUUACAACUCUUCAUAUUCGCUUGGAGUUCGAAUGAGGUUAUUAUCCAGAGUGAGGAGUUGGCUAGAGCUCUCUUCGAGAGCGACUGGUUCGUUCAGGAUGUCAGAACUCAAGCUCUGGUGCAUAUCAUGAUGUUAAGGUGUCAGAAACCUCUCAGCUUAAAAAUUGCUAGGUUCGGCGUCAUGGAUUUAGAUGUUGCAAUUUCGGUAAAUCUGCCAAAUCAUUUUAAUCAAUUAUGUGCUAGUUCCAAUUUGAAAAAGGAUUUUUAUCUAUUAUUGUCUAUUGCUUUGUUUUAGAGACUCAAACUGGCAUACUCCUACGCGUCGCUGAUU
Molecule: messenger RNA, 1237 nt
Organism: Cylas formicarius (sweet potato weevil)
Lineage: Eukaryota; Metazoa; Arthropoda; Insecta; Coleoptera; Brentidae
Product: odorant receptor 30a-like
Exons: 6
Coding region: 38-1201 (387 amino acids)
Biological process (GO): detection of chemical stimulus involved in sensory perception of smell; sensory perception of smell
Cellular component (GO): plasma membrane
Molecular function (GO): olfactory receptor activity; odorant binding
Source: RefSeq, a predicted model, not a curated record